CAAGUUAUCCCAGAGCUUCAACAACUCCCAAUGCCCACCACUCGAAUACCAAUUGAUGGAUUAUGGCGAUGCCUCUGCCCUUCCCUCGAUGGCAUUGCCAUAGUACGGCAUCAGCGAGUUGCGCCUUCUUCUCGAAUCUUUCCGGCUGGUUACACAUGUAGAACGAAUCGUCCUCAAACCCACCCCUUCCACACCUCGACCCAUGCUCGAGCACUGCAAAAUGAGAACUCCACGGGCUCUUCGCGUUGCUUUGGAGAGAAUUGGAAUAGCACGCCAAAUAAUGCUGCAACUCUUUCGUCCUAUGCUUCCAGUCAGGGCUCUGGAAUACCCUCAACACAGUUCAGAGUUCCUACAGUUUCCCGCUUGAACUCCAAGAUUCCAUACGAAACACUGGACUCGAUGUCAAUACCACAAAUACAUGACCUCCUCCGAAAGACGAGAACGGAACGAAAGUCAUAUUUCAAAGUCGUGGAGCUGGUUUCGUAUCUUAUUAGCGAAAGGGGAGAAAAGCCGGCUUUGAUACAUUACGAUUCCUUGAUACGUGCCAACGCGAGCGCUAUGCAAGGAAGUGCGGACGCAGUGAGGACUCUCUUGGAAGAGAUGAAGGAAUUUCAAAUUGGUGCCGAUUCGGGGUUAUAUCAUGGAGCACUGCAAGUUUUGGCCAUUCAUCCAGAUUACGUACUGCGUGCUGAGAUCAUGCAAGAGAUGAAAGAACGAUGGGUAGGGCUCUCACCUGAAGGAUGGCAUAGCUUUGUCGUGGGAUUGAUUAGAGACCGCCAAUACGAAGUUGCGAUGGACAAGUUGGACGAGAUGCAUUCCGACAGGAUUACAGUACAGCCCUGGUUGUAUGACAUAUUCAUGUUCCAGUUAUGUGAAGCUAGCGAGUUGGACGAAGCUUUCAACUUGCUGAAAUACAGGUUCGAGAACAGUAGGAACGAGAUAUUGCCUUCUGUAUGGUACUACCUCAUGGAUGCUUUCAGCAGUGCCUUGCAUUACGAAGGAGUCAAAUUUAUCUGGAAGAGGCGUGUUGAAAACGAAAGUCUAGUCCUUUCAGACGGCAUGUGUGUAGCCGUCCUCAAUUGCGCAGCACGAUACUCCGACCCCGAGCUCGCAACAAACACCAUUCGUAUUCUCUCCGGCCGACGAUCAGCCCUGACUGCGUUCCACUACGAACCUUUACUUGCUGCCUACGCUGGAGCAGGAGACCUCAAGACCGCUCUGCGGGUGCUGGUGAUUAUGGCCAAAGCCAGCAUCGAACCUGACACCAGUACAACACGUCCGCUAUACCUAACAUUAUCUAAAUCUCGAGAAACGGCUCAACAGGCUUGGAAAGAUCUCGAAGAGCUCGCUCAAGAUGGCCACACAAUUCCCGUCGCAGCAGCCAAUGUCAUCAUCGAAGCUCAUAUUGAAGUUGGACAAUUUGAACAUGCUGUUGAACUCUACAAGGGCUUGCAUGAUAUCUGUGGAAGUGGUCCUAAUACAGACACUUUCAACGUUCUUCUUCAAGGAGCAUCAAGACAGGAACGUAAAGACUUGAGUGUCUUCCUGGCUAGUGAAAUGCGAGCGCUGGGUAUCGAACCCGAUAUGCUAACCUAUGAUCGCCUCAUCCUAUCUUGUCUGUACAUGCAAGACGACUAUGAAGACGCAUUUAAGUACCUUGAAGAGAUGGUUGAGGUGGGUUCGGAUAAACCUGAUGGGGGGUGGUGGAUGAGAGGUGGCACUGCAACUGUCUUCAUCAAGCGCUGUGUAGAAAAGAAGGAUCCGCGAGCUUGGACUCUACUCGAUGAGAUGGCAAGGAGAGGAAUGGAUAAUUUCAAGAUGAAGGAUUGGGUGCAUCAGAAUUGGAAGGGCCCCGCUGUUGAGGCGAGGACCGGUAGCCCCAAUCUGCGGGGAGAAGCCCUGCUUGGCUAAGGAUAUAAGAGUCAGAUAAUGUAUCACAUAUCGAAUGAGAAUGUACAUCAUAAACACAUUCUCGUAUAUGAGAAGUUCCAGGAUGGUUCAUAGCAGAGGCCACUCGUCUGCGUAGCGGUCAUAUCCUUAUUACCACGGCACCGUACAAAUCUAGCCCAACUAUGGCAGAAUCAAGUCUAUCCAAAAUUAGAAUUCUGAGAGAAUUGUACUUUGUACGGCUUCUCCGCUUCUGAAAGCCGGUCUUUGUAAUUUGCAGUAAGCGAGAUGGAGAAUAAUGCACAUUUCGGCAGCCGCUGGCUUAUCCAUCAUUUCCACAAUCGGAUAUCAUAAGAACAAAUACAGCGAAUCAUCGACUCCAACGACCGUGUGGUUUCCUAGACAUCAGUUGCUGAUUUUGUAGCUACGAGAUUCGAAUAAAGCUCAAUGCCACUGUUUCAUGCUUUGUAAGGCAAGAUAUGAUAGCCCUGGGACUCUUUUUGUUGUCUCCCAGGAAAUCUAGGGCGGUUGUUUUCUUCCAUGUGUUGUAAGAAAAUACUGGCGCCCUCCUAAUACAAAAUACUUGCCGAUGUGGAUUUGAGUUCAUGAGAACUGCUAGAAUAAUAAUUAAAACAGGGUGGAGCAGUAGUAUCGUCUUAGACAUAAUGC
Cadophora gregata is the source of this 2556-nucleotide messenger RNA. RefSeq lists its product as uncharacterized. Bases 31 to 1911 code for a protein of 626 amino acids. Lineage: Eukaryota; Fungi; Ascomycota; Leotiomycetes; Helotiales; Ploettnerulaceae. The record is from RefSeq and is a predicted model, not a curated record. The transcript has 2 exons. Gene Ontology annotation, molecular function: protein binding.